AGUUCCACGCCUAAGCUGCGACUAGCUAGGAAUGUAGCCUAGCCCAAGAGAGACAAGAAGUUAGCGAUGGCUGCUAUUACAGUGAGCUACUUCGGUGAAGAGAAGCGGAUACCAUUGUCAGUAAUACCGAGUCUAGAACUAAGCGACGACCAAGUCCACACAGCUGAGCUAGAACUACAUCAACAGUUGAGAAUUCUGUUUAAAGUUCCUUCAGAUGUAUUGUUUUAUCUCCAUGAAGCUGAGACUUCUCGAGUCAUGUCCAGAGAAACGUUUAGAGAGUACAGCAGAUCCUUCCCCAGUCACUGGUACCUGGUGAAUAGCCGUGGUGAGAGGGACGAGCCUGGUCACACUGGUAACGGACUACCAGCCGCGACGAGCGAUGAUGACCUCAUGACAGGACUGGCCACGCCCCCUGAGUUGACCACACCCCCUAGUGACGAUUCAUCUGAGACCUUCAACGAGACUGAACCGGAUGAUGAUGAUAUACCGCAAUUAGCUGAUCUGACAGCUUUAUCAGAGGAGAGCUACUCCACCGUUACCGUGGUAGCAGACAAGGAGGGAGCGUUUGGAAUCUCCCUACGUCACUUCACCAUCCAAUCAGAUUCCAAUCAGUGUCCAGACACGCCCCCGGAGGACUUUGAUCGGUCUAACUCACGGCUCAGUACUGACUCACUUGAACUAAAGCUCUCUACAACGUUCAUACUGCGUGUGACGAGAGGGGGGAGUGGUGAGGAGGCGGGGCUAGAGGUGGGUCACAUGGUACACAUGAUCAAUGGGGUCAAGAUCAUCAGCAGCUCUGUCCAAGAAAUACAACGAACUGUUGGACAAUGUGAUCAUGAAGUAACUCUAUUGACUCUACCAAAGGAACACGAUGAUCUCCAGUUUCUGUACCCUCGCUACACUUACGGACCUUCUGGGGAGUACUCUACAAAAGAUGGUCAAGUGACGGCUACCGACAUCAAGGUUGUAUGUGGCAAGGGGUCAAAGGUCAGCUCCAAGCAUAAGCCCACCCCCAGUCAUGUGAUACCCCCACCAACUGGAAUGAUGGUCUUCAAUGAUACUGACUAUGCAUCACAAGAUAACUCACAGUCAUGUGAUCCACGGCAAAUAUCACGUGACGAUGUCCUCGUAGAGGGUUCACUACUGGACAUAGAGACUCACACUAGCCACGCCCCCAGGAGACAAGGGGGUGUGGUCAAGAGGAUGCCUAGAACAAGGAUCAGCAGUGCAGAGCCCCACCCACCUAACACACUCUCCAGCGAAUGGUACAAUGAUUCUGAUGAUUUCUCGCUAGGUCAAGAGAACGUAUCCGCUAGCAACCAGAUCGUCGUGGAGACAAGUACGAGCGACUCAAACUUCCUCUCUGGUGUCCGCCCACUCGCAAUCAAAGUGCGUACACGAUCUAACUCCUCCCUCGAGACUAGGGCCAACACGUUCGGAUCUCAGGGCACUUCGUCUCCCUCGGAGAGUCUGAGUAGUAGAGCUCCUCCUCUCACUAGUUCCAUGUCUGCACUCGACACCCUCGGUCGUAACCAAGGCAACUACAAGGACAGAGCACGCUCUACAGACCUUGGGCGAAUCAAAAUCAAGAAAACAGGAAACAAGAGUUUAGAAGGCCUCACAAGAAUAGCAUCAGACAGUCUACAGCAACGCAUAUCCAUUCGACCUCUCAAAGAGGUCAAAACCAAGGCACCCAUAAUGUCCCAGACCAGCCGCACUUCCAUGGAGAGCACUAGUUCACUGCGGACAACAGAGCCGGUGGAGACUAAACCCAACAAGAAGUCGUCACGAGGCUAUCAGAAGUUACGUAGGGAACUGCACUCGAGGUCAAGGUCAAAGGUCGCUCUAGGGGAGGCAGAUAGUGUGGAUAAUGACGUGGGUGGGCAUGGAUAUCAAAGUCAAAGGUCACAGUCUACCUACCAGAGUCAAAGGUCACUGUCUACAUCGCAGGAAACUGAGAUUCCGUCAGCUCCACUCGCAUUCAAAACUGUUAGUGACAAUCUGACCUCUGACCCUGCCACGCCCCCUACACAAGUGGGGUCCCAACAACUAGCCUUGAGUGACCCAAGGGCCGGGUUGCUACGACAACCUGUUAAGGAAAGCCCCAGUAGCCGGCCACGAUACAAUCGACCAAUGAGUGCAAUAGAACAUGCUCAAGUGAGCAGCAGUAGCCUACAAGUACCAUUCAGUACAUUUAGUACUGAGCCUCAUAAGAAGAUGCCUAUCUACAAGACACGCUCCAUUGGGGACCAAGUCUUCAGGGAAGUGAAUAUUGAGGAGGCCAUAGCAGCGUCACAGACAGACAGCUCGUCACAGGGCGAUCGCUGGAGGGUGGGUGGGCGGAGUCAGAGUAUUGACGUGCCUCAUUUGCUGGACACCAAUAAGAAGAAAAGCAAGCGCCUGUUUGGCAGGAAGCAGCAGCAUAGCAGUGUGGACCUACUGGAUGAGACACCAGAGAUCAGCAGACCUCUAGCAAUGAGCUCUGCACUCCAUCGACUCUCCUCUGAGAUAUUGAGUACAUUGGGUAUAUCAUCACCUACAAACACACAGCAAGAGUACACAGAGUCUACUAAUAAUAUCCAGUGUCACGGUGUGCUGACUAGGAAACAAGAUUUAUUGGACUCUGGGAAAAGAGCAAAUGAUCGUAACUGGCGCUCGUACUACGCUGUCCUGGCGUCCAAUCAGAUCUCCUUCUAUAGAGAUAGGAAGGAAGCACGAUUGAGGACCUCCUGUGAUGAAGCGCCUAUAGACGUGGUCCCAAGCAAAACAGACUAUGCUCGGAACUACAACAAAAAAAAAUUUGUUUUUAAAGUUGUCACUGAUCAUGGAGCUGUCUACCUACUGCAGGCUUCAGAUGCUCCUAGUCUGGAGAAAUGGGUUCGUACCAUCCAAGACUUGAAUGGUGGUCCACCCACCCCACCGCCUUCUGAGGGGGGCACUCUGUUACGCUCCUCUGAGGGGAAACUAGGUCCCCCCUCCCCCUCACCACACCGACGUGCCCACAGCCCUGUCAAGAGGAGGAAAGACGAGGGCCACGGUGGUAGUAGGGGGAUAUUGGACAAGAUCAAGAAGUAUCGAGUCCAAAGAGGACGUACUAAAGAUGAGCCAGAUUUCUCCAGUUUCAUUACAUUUGGUCAACCACUUGAGGACUGUCCAGUGUCACUGGAGAACAAGAGAGUGCCCCUCGUGGUGGAGUACUGUGUGAGGAUGAUCCAGGAGCAAGGACUUGAUGUGGAGGGCAUCUAUCGUAAACCAGGACAUACCACGAUGAUCAAGCACCUCAGCUCUGAGAUGGACAAGGGGGUAUAUGAGUUCACCCAGGAGCAGAUUGGUGAUGUGCACACAGUGGCUUCUCUGUGUAAGAAGUUCCUGAAGGAGUUACCUGACCCCAUGAUACCCGAGGCUGUGCAUGAAGACUUCCUGACCUGUGCUCGUAUGACAGAUGAGACUGACAGACUGACAAGACUACAUGAGCUAGUCUACAACCUGCCCACAGCUCACUAUCACACACUCAAGUUCCUCAUGCGCCAUUUAAUGACUGUGGCUGAGCAGAGUGAAGGGAACAAAAUGUCAUUUCGUAACGUUGCUCUUGUGUUUGGGCCGACCCUGGUGAGGGGAGCAGCACAAGACAUGCUAACUAGCAUGAACGAGAGCUACACUAUUGUUGAGGCUCUGUGCAGACAUGUGGAGCACUUGUUUGCCAGUGAUCUGUGUGCUGAGGAACAAGGUGCGGACCCUGAAGGGGGUGUGGUCAGCGAUGGGGAGGAGGGUGUGGUCAGAGGAUCUCCUGCCCUCAGGCAUAAGGAAAUAGACCAUCGACACCAGAAAAAUGUGGCCCUAGCGUCUGCUUCCCCACAAUCUCUUCGGAGGAUCAAGAACAACCUCUCGAGUAGCGAAACCUUCCAAAUACGAUCAACUGAACCCAACCGUAACUCUAUGAUUGCCAUCAACGGUACCUUACCACCGAAACAGCCGAAACAGACCAAUUGGGAGACUAGCGGAGCACAUCAAAGAGUAGCUAAUCAAUCAGUAGACUCUGGAGUCAGCUCUCCGGGGGACCACCAGCGCAGUCCUGAUGGAGACCAAACUAGAUCACGGAAAUCACGCCAUGUAUAUGAGGACGUUGAGAGAAGUCGACCACCUGUACGACACAAUUAUGAAGAUGUUGAGAUAUUAACUGCACCGCGUGUGACAAACUCACGAACCUCUAAUUGGGUGAAUACACACAGUGAGAUUGGGUGGGGCAAGAAAGAGGGGUCUGGUAGAGAGGGCUCUGGUAGCAUGUGGGCACCACAGAACAGGACAAGGCGUGCUCCACAGAGACAGGAAAGCUUUGAGAGAGAACGGGAUCUCACACGGACCUAUCAUGCUCCAACUAGCAGUCGAUCGUAUUCCCAACGUCCCAGAGCUAGCAAUACGCUACCAACCACCCCGUCAUCACCUGGUCAGGUCAAGAGGCGGAUCAGUUAUGUAUCAGCCAUGGGGGGACCACCCACUGAAGUUAGUAACGAUCGGUUUUCCUCCACACUCACACCCACGCGAUUCUCCCAGUCCUCUACACAACACAGAACACCACGUGGCUUUGAUAGUCUCCAGAGACCCAUCUCCACAGCAUCCUCCACCAGGAGACCACGGAGAGGCUCUGAAUCAAGCUCUGACAGGGCAGACAUUGAGAGAUUUGAAGAGGCCAAAGCAAUGUUGUUACAAGCAGCUCCUACUAAAGAGCCUCCUGUACAUCGGACCCGGAGUCAUGGGCCUGCACCUAUUAGAGGGCGUCCCGGGGGAGAGGGACUGGUUAGAACUGGCAGUGGACGACAAGUCGGACAGUCUUAUAAUGUGAAACAAUCUUUGUUGUAAUUGUGUUUUAAUAUCAUCACACUUAGUGUGUGUUUCUGUCACGCAUCUAAUGAGCACACCAUUUGCAAUUAAUGAAAAAAUUAAUCAAUCUUGAA
Molecule: messenger RNA, 4952 nt
Organism: Halichondria panicea
Lineage: Eukaryota; Metazoa; Porifera; Demospongiae; Suberitida; Halichondriidae
Product: rho GTPase-activating protein 23-like
Exons: 20
Coding region: 67-4857 (1596 amino acids)
Biological process (GO): signal transduction
Molecular function (GO): phospholipid binding; protein binding
Source: RefSeq, a predicted model, not a curated record